Molecule: messenger RNA, 3227 nt
Organism: Pleuronectes platessa (European plaice)
Lineage: Eukaryota; Metazoa; Chordata; Actinopteri; Pleuronectiformes; Pleuronectidae
Gene: opn8b
Product: opsin 8, group member b
Exons: 4
Coding region: 226-1260 (344 amino acids)
Biological process (GO): visual perception; G protein-coupled receptor signaling pathway
Cellular component (GO): membrane
Molecular function (GO): G protein-coupled receptor activity
Source: RefSeq, a predicted model, not a curated record
CACACACACACACACACACAAUCACGGCCCAGUGAUAAAGCGAGCCAGAUGACGCACCGGACACUGAGGGGCGAUGCGCUGAGGAGAGGAGCUGAGGCUGCUCUUGCCUUCUCCCUACUUGAGGACAGGUGGAUGUGACACCUGGAGGCAUGGCGCACUGAAUUCCACCCCUCCACCGAAGACAGCUCACUAGUUGUCUAUUAAUCCUGGUUCUUCACCUUUACGAUGGAUAUUUACGCCUCCACUUUAUCACCAGCGGUGGACAUCUGUGUCGGCUGUUACCUGCUUGUUUUGGCUGUGUUGUCCAUCUUUGGGAAUGUUCUUGUCCUCAUCAUGGCGUACAAAAGGUCAUCGCGGAUGAAGCCGCCGGAGCUGCUGACCGUGAAUCUGGCGGUGACCGACCUGGGAGCGGCCGUCACCAUGUAUCCCCUGUCCGUGGCCUCCGCCUGGAGCCACCACUGGAUCGGGGGAGAUGCCAGCUGUGAUUAUUACGCCCUGGCAGGAUUCUUCUUUGGCGUCGCCAGCAUCAUGAACCUGACCGUCUUGGCCAUCGUGCGCUGUGUUGUCUCCCUCAAUCUGCACUCUCACAAGGAGAGAAUCAGCUGGCUGAAGGUGAAGAUGCUGUGCAUGUGGUGUUGGCUGUGGGCACUGAUCUGGGCUCUGUUCCCUCUACUGGGCUGGGGUCGAUACGGCCCGGAGCCCUUCGGAUUGUCCUGCUCCCUUGCCUGGGGAGAGAUGAAACAGUACGGCUUCUCUUUCGUCCUCUCCAUGUUCACCGCCAACCUCCUCAUGCCUUCCGUCAUCAUCGUUUUCUGCUACUUUGGCAUCGCCAUCAAGCUCUACUGCAUCUACAGAAAGUCCAACAACACCAACCAGGUCAAAAAUUUGAUCAAGCUGCAUCGGAGGCUGUUGAUGAUCGCUGUCCUGAUCAGCGUGGGCUUCAUAGCCUGCUGGACGCCCUACGCCCUGGUGAGCAUGUGGUCCAUUAUCUACGACAGCAGCAGCAUCCCACCUGAGGUCAGCCUUCUGCCCUGCAUGUUUGCGAAGAGCUCCACCGUGUACAAUCCCCUGAUUUACUACAUGUUCAGCAAGACCUUCCAAAGAGAGGUAAAGAAGCUGCUAUGGCUGUGCCUCCACUGUAACUCGUACCCCAGUGCCGACACCAUCAAUGAAACGGGGAUUUACUUGGUCAGUACCAACCUCAAGCCCAAAAUCGGCGCGCGGUCUGAGCUGAGAGAGCAAAGUUUGACUCUGGGUUGAAAGACUUUCCUGCUCUAAACUGAGGGAACGUCAGAUGGUCUCACAAUGUUUUCUUUCACAAAACGUUAUCAAGAAACCUCUCUUUUCAGUACAAAUAGUGUUUGCUGUCCUGACACAGGAAGCAGGGUACUUAUGGUCUCUAUUUAGUGUGAGGCCAGUAUUUUUGCGCAAAACAAUGCUGCGAAGUCAACGAGCUAAGCUACAAAGUAGAGCUAACUAAUACUCUGUUGAUUAAACCUGCUACCGAAGAAGUUACUGCGGUGAACUGCUUUGAGUUUUGUCAUUCCCAUGUACUGCACAUGUUUACUCGACUACACAGCACAUUGAAAAAGAGACAGCCACACAGACCUCAAGAAAACAAACAACAAACCAAAGGUUGUUCAGCAUAAAUUGCCAAAAAUACUUAUUUUAGAUCUCAAAGUUACAUCUGCAGCUCAUUUGUUGGAAUAGUUGCUUUUGGAUGAUUUUUUGACACAAAACCCACUCAAUGGAAACUAUAACAGCUGAAAGUGGAACAUGUUUCAUAAAUCUGCCUCAAAGAAAAAAAAUAUAUUCCAUGUUGUUGGGUUCUUGGAAGAAGGCAGUAUGAAACAGGUAAUUGUCAUUGUGUAUCAUAUGAGUAUCAGACAUAUUUGCAUUUUUAGUAUGUUAGGCUUCAUCUGGAAUGUGAGCAUCUGUUAUAUGAAAGGAUUAGACUGACAUUAUUUGAUUAUUAUCAUUCAAAGAUUUGGAACAAAAACUGAAUUUAUUUGACUAUUUACAGCAUUGUUAUGUACUGUGAAGCGAAGAGGUCCCUGUGGCGGAGUGUGUCGUCCAAAUGCAAAAGGUCGACCUAUUUUUCUUUGUUUCUGUGAAUCGAAGUCAGAACAGCAUCAUGCUAAUCUAGCAUAAGGACUAUAAACAGAGGGAACAGCUGUAGUUUCCAAAUCCAUCGUAACAUGUUGUUACAAAUUCAACAUAACACAGCAAAAGAGACAUAUCAUGCUUUUUCAGUUUUUUGUGUGUCAUAUUGGUUUAUUAUGAUUGUAAAAGGUCUGCAAAGUUAAAAAGCUUGAUGUUGCAGUAAUGGGAGCUCCUGACAGACAGGCUGAGAACAUGUGCUUUUCAGCUGCUGCAGCAAUGGACGGUUUGAGAAAAGUGAUGGGUUUUCCGAACAUUAGAGCAUAUAAACCAUUCUAAAUUACCCAAGUUAAAAUUAUGAACCUGAAUAUGAGCAUUAGAUGUCACCUUUAGUUUUAGAGAUACUGGCAGGUGGAUUGUGUUAUGAGUUUAUUUUGAACUUUCUUUAAAAAAAAUGCUGAACAUCUGCAGAGUUAAGCUUGACUUGUCCAUUUGUGAAGUUUGGGAACAACCAGUUGACUGAACAGUCCCAACCCAAGGUUCACUACCCUGCUUGUUCUGGAGCUUUUGACCGUAUCACAGUCCUCAUUAGCAAACGGAUUAAUUUACAGAGACUGCUCAGUAUAGAGAAGAGGUCCCAUUCCCAUAGGUGCCAACAGUCAUAGAACGUUUGAAGAUACUCGGCUAAUAAGGACUGUACGAUAUGGAUGGAAGCACCUAAACUCAUUAUUAACGACAGGCACCGUUUUGGAAUUCUAAGGCAGAGCUAAAUCAGCUGUAUUAGAAUCGGACCAAAGUGUGUACUUGUUAGGAGGUUAAUGGAUUACUGUGUUGACAUUUCGUGGGAUUUGUUAAUAAUAAAAAGAAAAACUGACGUUUUUAUCCUUCUUAAUCCUUUAUGUUCAACUGUGUGAACUUUCCCCAUCACUGUCUGCAGUAUGCUGCUGUAUACAACACAGCCUAAAAAAUGAAAAAUGAUUUUUCCUCAUAUUUUAUCACCUGAAAUUCCCUUUUUUUGUUGUGUUAUUUUAUUUUCACUUGUAUCCCUGUUGUAUGUGUUAAAUUAUUUUUAAAGUUUGUAAAUGUUGAGCUAUAAACCUUAAAUAAAUGUAUGUGUGCACAUUUCA